AGCUAAACAAUCGACGUCUGUGAGUGGCGGGAUUCCCCUUCAUCAACACACCCUAGUGUUUACUGACUGCAUUUUUACAGGUGCUUUCCACCACCAUCAUCCUACUCAUUAUCAUCAUCAGGUUACUUCCCUGCAUCCUCUCAAUCAACACUACUUUCACUGUUCCAUUUACCUCACCCGCCUGACGUCAAUCCUACCUUUUUUAACAACCGUCCAGGGCUGAACCGGGUGCACUUCAAGAACGGACAAUGAGGCAACUGUGGUUGGUACUGGCCGGUCUCAUCCUGGCGUCGGCGGUCGGAGCUAUGUCCACGUGCAAGACUUUGGACCUUGAAGUGGUGAGGAAGAAGCGAAUCGAGGCCAUUCGUGGUCAGAUCCUGAGCAAGCUGCGCAUGGCCAAGGAGCCUGAACCCGAGGAGGGCGAAGAGGGCAAGGACGCCCCUGAGGCCAUCAUAUCGCUGUACAACAGUACCGUGGAGCUCAGCGAGGAGCUGAAGAGCAAGGCUGAUCCUGCCACGCUGUCCCAUGACGAGGAAGAGUACUUCGCGAAAGAGGUUCAUAAGUUCGUCAUGACGCGGGUGGACAAUACCACCAUGAGGCAGCUAUUCUUCAACGUGGAAGAGAUGAAGCAGAGCAUCAAGAACCCCAAGCUGCUGUCACAGGCCGAACUCAGGCUACGCGUGAAGCGACCCUCAAUCCCGAUGAACUCGGAGCAAAGACUGGAGCUCUACAAGGGUCUGGGCAAUAAGGCGCAAUACCUGGGGUUUCAUGCCAUCUCGAACAUACUGGCUGAUCGCUGGAUCUCCUUUGAUGUUACGGCCACGCUUAAAGAGUGGCUUCAAUCUCCAGAGAACGAACAGGUAUUCGAGCUGAAGCUGUACUGUGGCUGUGGGGAGUCGGAAAAACAAUUCCAGUUUUCCAUAUCAGGCAUUAUCAAACCAAGAGGCGACACCAAGGUUCUUUCUUCAUUAAUGGCCAAGCCGUACAUUCUGGCCAUGUCUGUCUCUUCCGACGGCUACAGCCUUGCAACGACCCGCAAAAAGCGAUCAACCACCACAAAUGAAACUUGUGACGAAAAAACUGAGAUAUGCUGCAUGCGGAAGCUCUACAUCAACUUUCGGAGGGAUCUCGGGUGGAAGUGGAUCCAUGAGCCUAAAGGAUACCUCGCUAACUACUGCAUGGGCUCCUGCACCUACAUUCGGAACGCAGAGAAUAAAUAUUCUCAGAUUCUAGCCCUCUACAAGCACCACAACCCUGGUGCAUCCGCCCAACCAUGUUGUGUACCUCAAGUUCUGGAACCUCUUACAAUCAUGUAUUAUGUGGGCAGAAAAUACAAGGUGGAACAGCUGUCCAACAUGGUGGUGAAAAACUGCAAGUGCAGUUGAAGCGGCUGCGGUUCGGCUCCUCCGAUUCCCCCGCGGUCCGGAAUCUUCUAGGCACAUGCUCACACACAUGCAAGCGUACACACACACU
Trichomycterus rosablanca is the source of this 1473-nucleotide messenger RNA. It is a transcript of the gene tgfb1a, whose product is annotated as transforming growth factor, beta 1a. Gene Ontology annotation, molecular function: transforming growth factor beta receptor binding; cytokine activity; growth factor activity. Gene Ontology annotation, cellular component: extracellular region. Bases 249 to 1385 code for a protein of 378 amino acids. Gene Ontology annotation, biological process: transforming growth factor beta receptor signaling pathway; regulation of cell population proliferation. Lineage: Eukaryota; Metazoa; Chordata; Actinopteri; Siluriformes; Trichomycteridae. The record is from RefSeq and is a predicted model, not a curated record. The transcript is spliced from 7 exons.